This is a messenger RNA of Acomys russatus (golden spiny mouse), 890 nucleotides long. It is a transcript of the gene Tmem134, whose product is annotated as transmembrane protein 134. Bases 70 to 768 code for a protein of 232 amino acids. The transcript has 7 exons. The record is from RefSeq and is a predicted model, not a curated record. Lineage: Eukaryota; Metazoa; Chordata; Mammalia; Rodentia; Muridae.
CCGUUUAGUGGGCGGGGCCGUGACGGGCUCAGAUGGCGGCGGCGCUGGGUGCCUAGGCGGGCGGGGGCCAUGAGCGCCUCCCGGCCCCAGUUCAGCAUCGAUGACGCCUUCGAGCUGACACUGGAGGACGCGGGGCCUGGGCCUGAGUCCAGCGGGAUCGCCCGCUUUGGGCCGCUGCACUUCGAACGCCGGGCCCGGUUCGAGGUGGCUGAUGAAGACAAGCAGUCCCGGCUGCGCUACCAGAACCUGGAAAAUGAUGAGGAUGGAGCUCCUGCCUCUCCAGAGCCUGAUCAGGGAGUCAGCACCAGGGAUUCUGGGCAUGUGUCUAUCCGGAGCUCCCAGUGGUCCUUCAGCACCAUCAGCAGCAGCACCCAGCGCUCCUACAAUGCCUGCUGCAGCUGGACCCAACAUCCUUUGAUCCAGAAAAACCGCCGGGUAGUGCUGGCCUCCUUCCUGCUUCUGCUGCUGGGGCUAGGGGACAUCAGUUUAGGUGGGAAAUACCAGAGCCUGGCUGGGAGUCGGACGUGUAAGACCCUGCCCUCACCCCCUUCUGUCCUUCCCCCUCCACAACCCCAUGUGUGUGCAGUGCUUAUCCUGGUCGGCGUGGGACUGGAGGUGGCCCCCUCUCCAGGUGUCUCCAGCGCCAUCUUCUUCGUGCCAGGUGUCCUGCUGCUAGUCCCGGGAGUCUAUCACGUGAUCUUCAUCUACUGUGCUGUCAAAGGCCACCGGGGCUUCCAAUUCUUCUACCUGCCCUACUUUGAGAAGUGAGCUGCAUCUGGCCGGUGUGAUACCAGUGAUCCAAGGCCUCAGGCCCCUUUCUGGUGUCCACGGGGCGGUUCUGUUCCUUUCAUGUGGAAGGAAAAUGCCCUUGGGACCCUCACAGCCUCCAG